CCUUGUUCUCCUGAAUGACUAAAAAGUGAUUUUUGACUUCACUAAAACUCCUUUUUCUUCAAGAUGCGAUGUUUUUCAGGGUUGCACUUUGCGGAUACGCGCUGCCCUAUAUGCCAGGGGUUGUAGUGGUUGAGAUGACCUACAUGUAGUCCCGAGUGCCACCCCAGCGCCCAGAUGACCCUGAUCGGCCGAGUCAAGUAUAGUAUUAGUCAUUCGUUGGAGAUUGUGUGUCUGUUCAUCAGGAUGAAUUGGGCGUACGUAAAACAGAGCGUGCGCGAGUUCAGCGCGGAGAAGGCAGUGAUAAAAUUACGGGAGAUGAGAGGCAGGAUGGGAUUACACAACUUACGCCACCUGUCGACACUAGCGCUCGUUAUAGCGCUAAGUUUAGGAUUAUAUAACCGCUGGGCCUAUAGUAACAAUGUCGCGCUUCUAACUCUAGCUGUGCUCGGGCUGUUUGUGUUUAUGUCGUCAUGUGUCUGUUCUUAUUACUUCUCGAUGGAAGUUGUUGGAACCGCAUUAAUCCGAUUAUGGGGCGGAUGUUUUCUCGGUUUGAUAUCUUUCUCUGAGAGUUCAAUUUUCAAAGAUGAACCGUCGGAGAAAGCAAUGAAUGGAAUGUUCAUCGCAAGCAUUGUUUUAAAAUUCAUCUGGAAUAUACUCGAGAUAUUUGUCUACCCCAGACCCAGUCUCCCCACAAUGCUCCGGCUCCCCGAGUUUCUCGAAUUAUGUGGAAUGAUGAUUGCGUGUUUCACCAUGGCCUCAAGUGACUCUGGUCCUCUUCUCUUACUGACUGUCUCAUUCAUGUUAACUAUCGUUGCCAUAAGAUUAAAAUCGAUGUUCGGGAUCCUUAACCUGAUCUUCCUUUCCAUAAUAACCGGAGUGUUAUUUUUUCCUGCGUUGAGAAUCCAACUAGACGUAAACCCAUUUGGUUUAGUCUGCUUUGCGCUAAGAAUGCUAAUCAAGCCGCUAUGCGAGUGGUACUUCUGUCCAUUGUCCGUUCUAGAACGUUGGCAAAGCUUCCUGUUACGUUCAGUACUCGUGCGCCACCUAUCUGUAAUAACUGUAACAUUAACGGAACUGGGAUAUUUCACGAUCUGUGCCAUAUUUAUACCGACGCAUAAAGAAUGGUAUAUCGUUGUUCCGAUAUUUGCUGCGUGUGGCGUUGUCUGGUUGUGUUGUCACUCCGUCUUCAUCGUUACGUUAUGGCAGUUGAUGAAGAAAGUGACAGUUUGUAACAUGACGUUUCAUUAUGCAACCGACGAGAGUAAAAACAUGACUCGCAUCAUGGCGUCAAAGGGAGUGCGGCAUUUCAGUUUGAUAUCACAACGUUUGACCUGGGUGACCUUGUUGACGACGGCACUCAUCGGCAUUGUGACGUGGGAGACGCGGACGGUGUUGUCUCUGAGUAUGCUGCUGGUGAUCGUACCAAUAGAGGGCAUGGUGCUCAGUCUGCUGCUGGAGAUGGCGUCGGUUCUUGGCGGGCGGAGCAUUGGGUAUGCGAUGGUGGCUCCAGCGUUAUAUCACAGAGCGGACGGCCAGGCGACCCUCGUAUCCCAAAACAUGAUCCAAGAGUCAGCCCAGCGUUCCAUGUACGUCAUCAGCAUCCUGGAGAAAUUCUUUAGCCAUCACAUGGUCCAUAUCUUUGGCUGCGACUAUUCAUCAAGCGGACUGACCCUCGAGAGCGUCCAGACAAAACUGAAGGCAUUCUUUGAGAAGAAUACGGAAGAUGGGCCACGAUAUGAUACCUAUAUUGUUUAUUACAGCGGCCAUACUCAUGAUAAUGGAGACUGGGCAUUGUCAGGCAAUGCUAUUCUUCAGCUGGAUCAACUCUUGGAGAUGUGGAGGGAGAAAAAUGGUGCUACCGGGGCACGACUCGUACUCAUCUUAGACACGGAACAUUCUUACAAAUGGCUGCGGAGCGUUACGAAAAACCGGAAAGACAUCGUCGCGUUACAAACAUGCCGAUUAUCAAAAUCAUCAAGCAUGGACCCAGAAGAAUGGGCCCAGAUUCGAAUGGGUGAUUUCUCCCGUGAUUGGGUUGUUUAUAAUUGUUCGUCACCUGGAUCCACGGACGAGGAGUUCAAGUGGUCAAGCAAGGAGCGGGUGUUACAACCCGAAUAUGGUGUUUCACGACAUUGGACUGAUUUUACGUUCCAUCUUCCAACAGAGCAGGACAUUACACAGCAUUGGGAUAGUAACUUUCCAAGAAUAACUCGCCCGCUUGUUCGCUGUAUAAGUUGUACUUGUAUCGAUAGUAGCUCCCUCUGUUGUUGUGAUUGUGUAUUAAGGUGUCUGCGACGCAAGAAGAUGAGUUGGUUCCCGCCGAAGGAGCUCGACACAGGUCAUGGGUUCAAACUGAUCAGGUCGUAAUGAUUCAUUAGAAAGAACAGUGGCACAAGAAUCAAAAGGACUUUUUGAAUUUUGAAUGUCUCCCUGGAUUCUCCCUUCCGCAGUAUGUCCUCGGCAAAGAUUUCCCAAGCAUAUACGUGGCGGGGAGAGCCCUAAGUAUGUAGGUCAUGUAUUCAUGUCUCCCUUCUUAUUCUAUUUUGCUACAUUUUAGUGUGACGUAGGCCUAUGCCUUGCUCAUACUGACGGUACAUGUAUUUUUGUAUUUCUUUAAAGGUCAUGGUGCUUCUUUCAGUUUAUGUGUGGUAUUUAAUGUUUCUAUUUCAAAACAAAAUCGGCGACAGUUUCCCGAUGUGUACUGACCAGAAAUAAUCUUUGGCAAAUAUACUUACGAACAACCUGAACAUGACGCUAAUUUCAGAUAAUUUAUUUCUUAAGAAUAUAUAUUUUGCAUGAUUCUAAAUUAUGGUAGAGACAUUGUUUGCAUAAUUAUGAAUGCAUUGUCGGUGUAUGGAGUUACUAUAAAACAUUUCUGCAAAAAAUGAAUGUACAUUGUUAUGAAUUUGAUUUUUUACUUGUAUUUGAAUCAUACAGGUACUCUCAUGUACUUUGUAUAAGAGACUUCCAGCCAUCGGCUCUGGAGAGUUCUGUUGUGGUCAACAUACUCUGCCCCAUCACUGAAGUUAAGCAACUUUGAGAGAGGUUAAUUGGUGGAUGGGUGACCAAGGGGCAAUGUUCUGCAAUAUGUUUAUAUUGUGCCAUUUUGACGAGUCUGAAGAUUUUUGCAUGAGGUUUAAUCUUGGUCAUGACGGAAUGGCUGUAGAAAUACUGUCAAAAGUUCUCCAAGUUGUCCUUUGCAAUGAUGAAAUAGUUGACAGCUUUGAGAUUCAGUGGUUUGAUUAUGUUCAUUUCUUAUUGUUGAUAAGAUAAAGUGAUACAAUUAUAGCCCUAGUAGAAUUAUAGCUUCUGUGUGCAUUCAUGUGUAUUGCCAACUGUUUUCUAGACUUGGGGCUAUAACUGUACCAAUUUACCUUACAGAACACCAAACCGUAAGACUAGGGCUGACCAUUGUUUUUCAGCUCACAGUUGAGUCAGAUCCUUUUACAGUAGCUGGGUAGCCUGCCUGAGAAGUCAAGAGAAACUUCAGCAAACAGUCCCGUCUUCAGUACCAUUUGUACUUUUCAUUUGUACUUUCAAUGAAUUUAAUAUCAAAUGUACAUGUAGUUUAUUCAUGUCAUCAAAGCACUUGUAACAGCAAAUUUAGUUGCAACUACAUGUAUUUACAUAUUUCAUUAGGGAAAUGUGUUUCGUUUAAAAAGUUUUUUGAGCAAUCAAUCAAUGAUAUGUCGUGCUCGUCGUCCUAUAUGGGCUUUUGAAUGACCAUUACUGUAAACUCCACUCUGAGCCACGCCAGUACGAAUCAAAUGAUUGUGGAUAUUCAAAACACAAGUGAGCUUGCAUUCAUUGACAGCUUCUUGAUUCUUUCUGUACUUUGCCUUUGAAUGUUUUACAUGUAGGCUCUCCGAAAGAUGGAUAUUCUUCCAAAGUAAUUUAUUGAACGUAUUGUGUAUACAAUGUAUCGAUAUAUCAGAAAUAUAUCGAUGUAUUGAGUUCUGUCUUAGUCUCCCUCAGAGUAUGUUUUGUAUUGCGCUGUCUAUGUUGUAGAAAACUGUUUUAUGAUUUAAAGAUAUUUGAGAAUAGAAUGAUCAAUCAAUGUU
Lineus longissimus is the source of this 4061-nucleotide messenger RNA. RefSeq names its product transmembrane protein 168-like. Bases 175 to 2367 code for a protein of 730 amino acids. The record is from RefSeq and is a predicted model, not a curated record. Lineage: Eukaryota; Metazoa; Nemertea; Pilidiophora; Heteronemertea; Lineidae. The transcript has 4 exons.